Messenger RNA from Oncorhynchus masou masou (cherry salmon), 771 nucleotides. RefSeq names its product complex I assembly factor ACAD9, mitochondrial-like. Lineage: Eukaryota; Metazoa; Chordata; Actinopteri; Salmoniformes; Salmonidae. The record is from RefSeq and is a predicted model, not a curated record. Bases 1 to 756 code for a protein of 251 amino acids. The transcript has 7 exons. Gene Ontology annotation, molecular function: acyl-CoA dehydrogenase activity; flavin adenine dinucleotide binding.
AUGCCAAUCAACCUGCUAUCUGCCAAUCACGGGAAUGACUGGAAUGUUCUGAUGCCGGGCAUCCUGGCAGAGUGGCGCAGAGUGCUUCCCUAUCCAGAGAUUGGAAAUGAAGAGCUGGAGGAGAUCAACUCGUUUGUUGCUCCGGUAGAGAAAUUCUUCACUGAAGAGGUGGACUCCAAGCGUAUCGACCAUGAAGCUAAGAUUCCUCCAGAGACUCUGAACGGACUGAAGGAGCUGGGACUGUUCGGUAUCCAGGUGCCUGAGGAGUAUGGUGGCCUGGGUCUGUCCAACACCAUGUAUGCCCGACUAGGAGAGAUCAUCUCUCUCGAUGGAUCCAUAGCAGUUACACUGGCUGCCCACCAAGCCAUCGGACUCAAGGGGAUCCUGAUAGCCGGUAGUGAGGAGCAGAAGGCUAAAUAUCUCCCCAAGCUGGCUUCAGGAGAACAUGUAGCAGCCUUCUGUCUCACUGAGCCUGGCAGUGGGAGUGAUGCUGCAUCCAUUCAGACCAAAGCCACCCUAUCAGAAGACAGGAAAACAUUCCUGCUCAAUGGGUCAAAGAUCUGGAUCUCAAACGGGGGGUUUGCAGACCUGAUGACGGUGUUUGCUCGUACGGAGGUGGUAGGAGAGGAUGGAGUGAAGAAAGAUAAGAUCACUGCCUUCAUCGUAGAGCGAGCCUUCGGAGGGAUCACCAGCGGAAAACCAGAAGACAAACUAGGCAUUAGGGGGUCUAACAGUAAGAUCACAUCUAGGCAUUAGGGGGUCUAACAGUAA